Messenger RNA from Nematostella vectensis (starlet sea anemone), 2654 nucleotides. RefSeq names its product prostaglandin E2 receptor EP2 subtype. Gene Ontology annotation, biological process: adenylate cyclase-activating G protein-coupled receptor signaling pathway; positive regulation of cytosolic calcium ion concentration; inflammatory response. The coding region runs from base 226 to 1809 and encodes 527 amino acids. Gene Ontology annotation, cellular component: plasma membrane. The transcript has 4 exons. The record is from RefSeq and is a predicted model, not a curated record. Gene Ontology annotation, molecular function: G protein-coupled receptor activity. Lineage: Eukaryota; Metazoa; Cnidaria; Anthozoa; Actiniaria; Edwardsiidae.
GAUAACUGGUAUUACGCCAAUUUCUAAUUACAGUAUUUUGGCAUCCUGCAAUACCGGAAGUACUUCUUAGCACGUGUCACAUUAUAAUCACACGCCGGAAGUAACGCUUAGCACGUGUCACGCACCAACACUUCAGUCCACGCCACCUCUUAUUACUUCCGCCACUGAAAAGUCACCCAGACCUAGAAAAGCAGAGGCUCGUUAGAGCUCUAGGCACUUAUAGCUAUGGGAACUUGUUCCCUAAAGGAAAACAGCACUUAUGAAGAACUCAAACCUAUGCAAGGAGCUGUACUCGGUAUGCUUGCUACACCCGGCGUCGUAGCCAAUGUCUUCGCAAUCAUCAUUAUCGCGAGACUUUUACGACACCAGAAGGUUGUCCCCAAUGUUUUGGUCCUGGCGCUGGCGUUUUGUGAUUUAUUUGGUAUUAUCAAUGUGUGCUGGCCGACUUGGCUUUGUUAUGCGUAUAAUGGAUGGGUUGGCGGUGAUUCCUUGUGCUAUUUUCAAGGGUUUAUAACUUUGUUUGUGUCACUUGGGUCUGGUGUUCUCGCGACCUUGCUGGCUCUGGAUAGAUAUCUCUCAGUGAAGGCGCCGUUUUUCCACAGGGAGAACAUAAGUUUUCGAACUGCGCGAAGGGGUGUCGCUGUCGUGUUUGUGUUUUCAGCUAUUAUAGCCUUUAUGCCGGUAUUAGGAUUUGGAAGUUACGUACGAAACCUGACAGGAACUUAUUGCACUAUUAACUGGUUUGCCGAAGAAUGGAAGGACAAAUCGUUCUCGUAUUUCUUCGCAUUUAUUGGUUUCCUUAUGAUAUUUAUUGUGCUAUUUUGCAACAUUCACGUCGUAGUCUUGCUGAUAAAGCAGAGAAAUUCGAAAAAGAAACUACAAGGUAUGAAAAGCAGGUUCAAACACGUUUCAAAGCCAAAGAAAACAGCUUCGGAAAGAUUGCAACAGCAGUAUCAACGUAUGAUGAUUGUAAUUUCUCUACUCUUCCUUAUUUGUUGGACACCAUUUAUGAUUCGCAUCAUUGGAAACAUUACCGGUAUCUGGUGCAGCUGGUCAGCGGAUCUCCAAGCUUCCCGCCUUCUUUUUCUAAACCUGGUCCUGGACCCGUUCGUGUACGUGCUAGCGCGCAAGCAGUAUCGGGAAGCCUUGUAUCGGCACUGCUGCUGCUGUCUGCCCUGCGUGAAAAAAGGACAAAAAGACAGCAUCAGGAUAAAGUUCGCCUACUCCGCAACCCUCAGCAACCAGAGCGAGCGGAACCGUGCGCAGACCAUUAUAGAGCAGAUUGGGGAUAACAACAACCCGCAGUUUCGCGCGCGAGACGAGCUCGGCUGGCACAUGGUGAGCGGUCAGCAGUAUUCCACGGAAGCACAGGUGCACGAGCAUCCAGACGAGAAAGAUAUCGACGAAAAAGAGAACGCUCGCCUUACGAUCAUCUCCAACAAAGAGAACCGGAAGUCAAUGGCCAUAUUGCGUGACAGUGGAAAGGUCUUACCCCUUGUCACGAGAGAAGAGGUGCGUGACGCAUUAAAGCACUUAUUGGAAUCGGGAAUAGAUAACGAGGGACUCGUGACGGAGGAGGGUUCGGCGACAUUUUUCGAAGAAGUCCUAGCGAUAUUGAAUGUCGCUCCGGAUGGACCGGGUAAAACUAGUAAUGUGUACGAUCGGGAUCAAAGAUACUCACGUCUUGAGGAGGAAAAGCGGCAAGGUAAAAAAAGGAAUUCAAAAAGACAUAGCAAGCCUGAGGUCGCAAAUAAAGCCUUGCAAGUUAUGGAAUACAUUAUGGCGAAGAGGCAAAACUCAGAUAAAUAGAUAAACCUUAGUGUUUGACUAUUCUUGUAGAAUCCCUGAAAAAUAGGCCAUUCCAGCUAUAAGCAUGCGCGCGCACUCACCAUGGAAACCUACCUCAACUACCGGCAUGCAGCGCGAGCUUCGUUUGGUGCAAGCUUGAAAAUGCGCGUGCUGCAUUCUGGUAGUUGAGGUAGGUUUCUAUGGUAACGCGCGCGCAAACUUAUAGCUGGAAUGGCCUAUUAGCGAAACAAAAAAUCUGCCAACUGCCUAGUCCCUGUCAUAAGAUUUCCUGUGGUUGUGACGUCACAAAUGACCUUCUCCCCGAACUGUUGGAGAGCUCCUCCCAGACCAUACGCUUGCUUACUGUUUACCUACUUAUUCACCCCCCCCCCCCCCCCCCCCCCUCCGAUCAAUGUUGGACGUUUUGAUGACAAUGAAGUUUGCGGGACAUUCCCCGGUCGUAUAAUUGCAAGGAAGCUGUUGAUCGAUGUUUUAGGCUAGUUUACUCCCAAAUUGUCCAUUAUUGUAGAUUAAUUUAGCUGUGAGUCCUCUGCAGUUGGCAUCUCCCAUUAAUGCAAAAUUAUCCCAUUGCUUUUACAAUUGUUGUAAAUGUUUGAAAUAAUCAGAUUUGAAAAAAAAAAACGCUUCGACUACUAAUGUCUUUCAUGAACCAUGAUCAAAAUUGAAGGCAGAUUUGUACGCGUACAUAAAGAAGAGAGCGAUGUGUGUUUCAUUUCUUCCAAUAUGAGAGACAAUAGCCCAGUUAAAUCUUAGCUAUGUAAAAGAAAACGUAAUUGUCAAAUGUGGAAAGCCAUAAAUAUUUGUAUAGUGCUGCGAUAAAUAAAUAAAACCAAAAGAAUGCCAUA